Molecule: messenger RNA, 1115 nt
Organism: Rhipicephalus sanguineus (brown dog tick)
Lineage: Eukaryota; Metazoa; Arthropoda; Arachnida; Ixodida; Ixodidae
Product: clumping factor A
Exons: 17
Coding region: 102-1052 (316 amino acids)
Source: RefSeq, a predicted model, not a curated record
GUUGUCGGCCUUCUCUAAACAAAUGUAUAGGGGCUGAAAACUGAACAGCAUUCACUCGGCUUCAUUUGGAUAGCAGUAGUAGGAGCCUUUAGCAAGUCGCCAUGGUCAAGCAGUGGUCGCGAAAGCUUUGGUUUGUGGGUUUGUGCGCGGUAUUGUGCGCGACAUUGAUGGCUGCCGAAGGAGAAUCCAAGCCAACCGAAGUCAGUAGCAGUGACCAAGAUUCUAACAGCGAUUCCCAGAGCGAUAGCCGAGAAACAGGCAGCCAACAGUCAGACCAAGAUUCCAACAAAUCCGAUGACGGUAGCAGUAAGCAACAUCCUAACAACGAUUCCCAGAGAGAACCCCAAGAGACAGAUAAUAACGAAGACACGAACAGCAAUACCGAAAAACCCGAAGACGGUGACAGUAAUCAAGAUUCUAAACCCGAAUCCAAGCCAACCGAAGUCGGUAGCAGUGACCAAGAUUCUAACAGCGAUACCGAAAAACCCGAAGACGGUGACAGUAAUCAAGAUUCUAAACCCGGUUCCAACGGGCAGUCCGAUGAAACAGAGAACCCCGAAGAACCAAGCAACGAAUCCAAGCCAACCAAAGUCGGUAGCAGUAAUGAAGAUUCCAACAGCGAUUCCGAGAGCGGUAGCCAAGAAACAGGCAGCCAACAGUCAGACAAAGAUUCCGAAAAACCCGAAGACGGUGACAGUCACCAAGAUUCUAAAGCCGGUUCCAAUGGGCAGUCCCAUGAAACACAGAAGCCCGAAGAACCAAACAACGAGUCCAACACAACCGAAGACGGUAACAGUGAGCAAGGUCCUAGCAACGUUCCUGCGCAAAUGCCAGGCAACCCGGAUAGCAAAGAUCCAAACUGCAAUAACGAUGGAAAGACUCCUUACCCAAGAUGCGAGUUUGCAUGCAGUGACGAAGCGUUCUUCCUAACUAAUAAUGAAACAUGUUUGGUUGCACCAGAACAAGGACCAGACGGAGCUCCCGUACCGAUAUCACGCAGCAUGGGUGAACAGGUUAGAGGCGUUUGCCAGGACGGAAAGUGCGUACGAUGACACGCAGCUCAAACCGACGAGAAUAUAUAAAAAGUGUGAAGCUAUUCUCUUGAAGUUCUGAUU